This is a messenger RNA of Paraglomus occultum, 215 nucleotides long. The record is from the annotation of a GenBank genome assembly. NCBI's taxonomy places the organism in Eukaryota, Fungi, Glomeromycota, Glomeromycetes, Paraglomerales, Paraglomeraceae.
AAGAUAUCAUGUUUGCGUAUGGUAUGAAACUGAAAGAAGAAAGUCUUGUGCACAGUUGGAUACUUGAUUUGUCAGAUGCAAGAGUACAGGGUCUUUUUACAAAAGAGGAAUGGAAGGAAAUCAGAACAUACAAUGUGCCGAAAAUGCCAAAGUUUCCAAAGGAAUUAGCCAAACACAUGGUUUCAUAUGAAAUUGAUGAUGUAGAAGCUCUUUGA